This is a messenger RNA of Rotaria socialis, 1602 nucleotides long. NCBI's taxonomy places the organism in Eukaryota, Metazoa, Rotifera, Eurotatoria, Philodinida, Philodinidae. The record is from the annotation of a GenBank genome assembly.
AUGGCAACACUACACACAUUUCUCAAACGAACAGUCGGUCAACGUUUAUCAAAUAUUAAUAAUUUAGGUGUUACUAGUGGUAAUACAGAUUCAUCAAGUGACACUUCAUUAUCAACAACUGAACGUUUGAAUGAUCAAGCAAACGAUGGAUAUAGUAGUACAUCAACAUUGGGUGUUCUAUCAAUUAAUGGUGAUGACUCUCUCCGACGUCCUUUACUGCAUGUACAUACAAAAAUUCGCCAAAAAGAAUUUCUAUCACGUUUGAUUCAUAAUACAACAGUAAUGAACAUGGAACACGAACAAUCGAUGAACGAUAAUAUUUGUUUACUAGAUAGAAAAUUGCCCAAAGAACUAAUUCUAAGAAUCUUUUCUUAUCUUGAUUAUAAAUCACUUUGUCGGUGUGCACAAGUAUCGAAAUAUUGGAAUACGCUUGCAUCGGAUGGUUCGAAUUGGCAGAGUAUUAAUUUGAAAAACUUUCAACGUGAUGUUGAUGGAAAUGUUCUUGAUCAUUUAAGCAAACAAUGUGGAUCAUUUUUAAAACAGUUAUUUAUUGAAAAUUGUAAAUUUAUCACCGACAGUAAUAUGCGAAACCUUGCCAAUAAUUGUUCAAAUUUAGAACGAAUCAAUAUGAAGCAUUGUACAAAAUUAUCUAAUACGACACUACAUCAUUUGAGUAAACAUUGUUCCUAUUUGGUUUACAUUAAUAUGGCAUCAUGCCAUCUUAUUGAUGAUCAAGGCAUUAAAAUGCUUAGUUCAAAUUGUUCGAAUUUGGAAUGGUGUGAUAUAUCAUGGUGUAUGAAUAUAACAGAGAAUGGUAUUCAGAGUCUAGCCGAGUCAUGUCCCAAAUUAACAGUAUUCAAAGCUGAAGGAUGUACCCAUAUGAAUAAUAAAGCAGCUAAAGAACUUGCAAUAAAUUGUCCCAAACUUUUAUUUCUUGAUAUAAACCGUUGUUCGUCUUUAACUGACGAAGGUCUUUUAAUUAUUGUUGAACAUUGUACUUUACUUGAUACAUUAAUCAUUGCCAAUUGUAGAAACUUAACAGAUAAUAUAUUAGUAGCCCUUGGACAACAUUGCCAUAAGUUAAAGAGACUUGAUGCAACUUUAUGUUCACAAUUUACGGAUGCAGGAUUUUCAGCAUUGACCCAAGGUUGUCCAUCGUUAGAAAGACUUGAUCUUGAAGAUUGUACAGCUGUUACAGAUGAAACUUUACGACAUUUGGCUAAUAAUUGCCCUGAGAUUAAAAUUUUGACUCUUUCACGAUGUGAACAAAUCACGGAUGAAGGCGUUCGUUAUAUUGGUUCAAGCACUUCUGCUCAAGAAAAACUUCUUAUUCUUGAACUAGAUAAUUGUCCAACUAUAACCGACACAUCUAUUGAUCAUCUACUUGCUUGUCAAAAUCUUAAACGUUUAGAUAUCUUUGAUUGUCAACAAGUAACAAAAAAUGGUAUUAAAAAAAUACAAACAUAUUUUCCUGAUUUAAAAGUUCAUGCGUAUUUUGCUCCACGCACUCCAACACAGAAUAAUCAACAUACAACAUCAUGCCCAUUUUGUUGCUGUACAUCAUGUUCAGCAUGUACAUCCUCAUGUUGCACAGUUUCUUGA